AUGCAGAUCAGCCGUCUCCCGCUGGAAUGCCUGAAACAAGUGCUCGACCACCUCGAACCGGAUGAGCUGAUUGCCCUCCAACGUACCACUCGCGACUUUCGCCGACGCAUCAACGACCGAGGACUGUUGCCGGGUCGUAUCCGGAAGCUGUCAAUCCAUGGGCUUUAUGUUCAUGACCGCCCCGAUCAGUUGAAAAUGUCGGGUAUAUACGUGGUGGUGGAGAGCCGUGGUGGCGUCAACAUUUGCACCGGUUAUCCGCACAAGAGGCUCUACCACACCGUCGAUCGAGCAGAUGGGGACACGGGCAAGGAAGGAUACCCGCGGAAUUUUGGCAGAUUCGGAUUGGGGAUAAGGCGGAUGAUGAUGAGACGCUACCGUAUGAAGUCAGCCCGGUAUUUCGUGCAGUUCGCUCGCCUCCUCCAGCGGAUCCGGGUCCUUCCAGUUCUAUCCAUCAACGUGCACGACACCGGCGUUUCGCCCGACGUCUGGUCACCAUUUCACGAUUGGCACUACAGCAAGCUAGUCAAGCUGCGGAAACGUUCUGAUGUAGAACCGCAUGUAGUGGCCUGGUAUGCAAAAACAAAGCCGAUACAGAUGGGACAAGUGAUCGGUGCGUUCCGAGUGAUCGAAAAAUGCUGCUGCAAUUCGCUAACGGAAACCGUCUUCCCGCAUAUAAAGGCGCUAUUCAAUUGUGUGCCAGAUGUAUUCCAAAACCGAGGGGCCGCUUUCGUCUACCUUCGCCAGCCUUUGGCAGCAAGACAUCAAUAUUGCCAAGACCAUUUUGAGCAUUGGCCGAGCCGGGCGCUCAUUUGGCAAAACCUUGAUUAUGAUGAGGCUUUUGCAGCAAUACAGGACUUGCUGCCCAGAUCUCCCAGCCUACCGCCCGGCCGUCUCUACACCCAUUUUGGUGAUUUUCGGCCCGUGCCAGCGAACCCGGCAAAAUUCGUCUGGGAUAUGUUGGUGCAAACUGGCUUGAGGCCGUUGAGCGCUAAUUCUGCAGGCUCUCUCUACCUUCAGUGCGUUUUCGAUCGACACGUCUCCGAGGAGUUCGGGCAAGAGAUUGGCACGUGCUUUUUUUACCGGCCUCAUCAAACAAUCGCUGUGGCAUUGAUGUUGCGGCUGCAUCAAAAAGAGAAGAAAGUUUCGAUCUGUCGCGACGUCCAUGCAACGAUGAGUGUUAUGGCGUUUCCGCAAGAAAUAUAUAUA
Molecule: messenger RNA, 1206 nt
Organism: Mesorhabditis spiculigera
Lineage: Eukaryota; Metazoa; Nematoda; Chromadorea; Rhabditida; Rhabditidae
Source: the annotation of a GenBank genome assembly